AUGGCCGACGGGCUUGUCUUCACUCUUCACAACUACUCCCACGAGCACGAGCUCCAAAGAUUGGCAACUUGGGAGUUUCCGAGCUCGGUGGUGCUAGGCCCUGCAGCUCGCUGGAUCGUCUUCAUCCAUGGUGGUGCAUGGAGGGACCCCUCCAACACGUACCAAGAUUUCCUCCCGACGAUUGAGGCCUUGCUUUCGUCCCACCCCAUGCUGCGGCCAGCCAUUCGAGGGUUUGCCAGCCUCGACUACCGCCUCUCCAGCCAUCCUAACCAUGCUCAGGACCCCUCCUCUACCCCCGCGGACAGGCUCCGGUGCGCGAAGCAUCCGGAUCACAUCCGAGACAUCUGCCUCGCUCUCCGCUACCUUGAUGCCAAGUUCAACAUGCGAGAUAGGUAUAUCCUUGUGGGCCAUUCAGUCGGUGCCACCUUGGCUUUCCAGCUCCUAAUGGGAGACCAAGCGACGAAGGGAUUUACCUCCCCAGCAGCCCAGCCUACCGAAGCCGGCGCACUCCCGCUCCCUGCUUCCAUCUUAGGUAUCGCAGGUAUCUACGAGUUUUAUGAUUUUGCCUAUCGCCAUGGUGGCCCAUACAUCCCCAUGGUGGAGGGCGCUCUUGGCCCCGAUCACUCCAAGUGGAAUGAUGCCGCGCCCCUCAAAGCGAGCCUUGCCGGUCGAUGGACGGGGAACGACUGGCACUUCUAUCAUACUCGACCGAUGAUACCUUGGUUGAUGGCGACCGCGAAACCACCGCCAUGGUAG
This is a messenger RNA of Parascedosporium putredinis, 756 nucleotides long. NCBI's taxonomy places the organism in Eukaryota, Fungi, Ascomycota, Sordariomycetes, Microascales, Microascaceae. The record is from the annotation of a GenBank genome assembly.